Megachile rotundata (alfalfa leafcutting bee) is the source of this 6654-nucleotide messenger RNA. It is a transcript of the gene Ca-alpha1T, whose product is annotated as Ca[2+]-channel protein alpha[[1]] subunit T. Gene Ontology annotation, cellular component: neuron projection; voltage-gated calcium channel complex; plasma membrane. The record is from RefSeq and is a predicted model, not a curated record. Gene Ontology annotation, biological process: membrane depolarization during action potential; calcium ion transmembrane transport; calcium ion import. Gene Ontology annotation, molecular function: voltage-gated sodium channel activity; low voltage-gated calcium channel activity. Lineage: Eukaryota; Metazoa; Arthropoda; Insecta; Hymenoptera; Megachilidae.
ACGAAAGAAGAGAAAGAGAACAAAGAGAAAUGGCGAAGCUUGCUGCGAAGGAGGCUGGAAUGGGCAGCGACGAUGGAUCGUCCAGAAUAUCAAGGUCCCAUUCGAUCACGGAUAGCGAUACUUGUACUCAGGAUCGGAAGAACUCCUGGCAGAGCGCGGAGGAGUUACGCAAAUACAAAGACAACAACAGCCGCGAGAAACAGAACACCGUGUGGAAGCAUCAAAUGGACGAGCCGAAGUGUAAUAUUCAGAAGGAAAACAAAAUGAUGGGUGCCACGGGACAGCCGCCUAUAAUCACUCACACGGCAGCCACCCCCCAAGAUUCGCCUAACACCACUCUCGACGUCGGCUACAGAGACGUGAACUGUCGAGCUGUUUAUCCGACUGCGGCACUGUCGAUUGAAUCUAUCGAUCGAUCUGGCAGUCAGUGCAGCAUACCUUCAGGGUUGUUGAAGCUACCGGACGUUUCGAAUAAAAUACCGACUAAAAAUCUUAUAGCUGGACAAUUUUCUCAACGAAUAAGUCUUGUUACUGCUGUUGUUAAUCCUGCUACGAGAGAAUUGUCUAGCUCGAGUCCUCCAAGAAUACAGAGGGGAUACUCGUGGAAAUUAUCGCGGCCAUCUUUGAGAAGGAAGCGUUGGUCGCAGACAGAAGAUGAGGACCCAGGUCGAACCACUGUUUUAAAUAACGGUCGAAGUACUCUACUUGGUUCCAACUCAACCUUCAAUGGCGGUUAUUUGCAUGGUUCGAUAAGAAAUGAUACGCAGAGUGACACGCCAAAUAAUAGAACGACCGUCCUAACAAGCAAUACUCGUAGUCUCAGCCCCAAUAAUUCAAUUGAAAGUCGUAGUUCUUCUAUACGACGGUAUACUGCAACGCCUAAUCAGAUGCGAUGGAUUAGCGACCUUUCCCGAAGAAAUUCGUUACGCGGCAACGAGAACGUCCAGUCGCCGACAAGAAAAACCCUACCUCUGGAUGAGGCGCCUAUGCAAUGCUCAACAGCGCGUACAAUCAAUAAUUUGUCGAUGGAGACUGGCCCACUGCCCAGAAUUAAGCGACUUCCAGAUCAAGAAGACGACAAUCCUCGAACCGACGAGCAGACACCACCUCUAAAUGGCCACGGAAGUGCGAGCAGCAUCGAGAAGAUCAAGAAGAUCUUCAUGUUUUUUGAACCUAAAGGUUGCCUUAAGGAACGCGACGAUUAUUCGCUCUAUCUUUUUCCACCAAACAACAGAUUUCGUAUGCUGUGUCGGUGGUUCGUUGACCAGAGAUGGUUCGACAACGUGGUCCUUUUUUUUAUCGGUCUCAACUGUAUUACCCUGGCAAUGGAACGGCCAAAUAUACCACCCGAUAGCGGAGAAAGACUUUUUCUAUCAACUGCGAACUACAUUUUUACCGGAGUAUUUGCUAUCGAGAUGUUUAUCAAGGUUGUAGCAUCUGGUAUGUUUUAUGGCUCGGACGCUUAUUUCACUUCAGGGUGGAACAUUAUGGACGGAGUUCUUGUGAUUAUUUCUAUCAUCGAUUUAUCAAUGUCCCUACUUUCAUCGAGUAGCCCGAGAAUAUUUGGAAUAUUGAGGGUUUUUAGACUUUUAAGAUCACUGCGACCAUUACGAGUUAUCAAUCGGGCCCCUGGUUUGAAACUGGUUGUUCAGACAUUGUUAUCCUCUUUACGACCUAUCGGCAACAUCGUUUUGAUAUGCUGUACUUUUUUCGUAAUCUUUGGUAUCUUGGGCGUGCAGCUCUUCAAGGGUGCCUUUUAUUAUUGCGAAGGGCCUGAUAUAAAAAACGUGCGCAAUAAAACGGACUGCCUGGCCGACAAGCGAAACGUUUGGCUGAAUAGAAAGUAUAAUUUCGAUGACCUUGGGAAAGCCUUGAUGUCGUUGUUCGUGUUGUCUUCGAGGGAUGGGUGGGUGAACAUCAUGUAUACCGGACUUGAUGCUGUCGGUGUCGAUCAACAGCCGAUCGAGAAUUACUCCGAGUGGCGACUGCUGUAUUUCAUAGCGUUCAUAUUGCUGGUGGGUUUUUUUGUGCUCAAUAUGUUCGUGGGUGUGGUGGUGGAGAAUUUUCAUAGGUGUCGUGAAGAGCAGGAGAAAGAGGAACGCGUGAGAAGAGCUGCUAAACGUGCACUGCAAAUGGAGAAGAAACGUCGAAAAAUGCACGAACCGCCAUAUUACACAAACUACUCGAAAUCCAGACUGUUCGUUCACAACGUCGUAACAUCCAAGUAUUUCGACCUAGCAAUCGCUGCAGUGAUAGGCCUGAACGUUGUCACAAUGGCGAUGGAGUUUUACAUGAUGCCGAAGGCUCUGACCUACGCCCUCAAAAUAUUCAAUUACUUCUUCACGGCGGUCUUCAUUCUGGAAUCGUUCAUGAAACUUCUUGCACUGGGUUUACACCUUUACCUCAAGGACAAAUGGAACCAGUUGGACGUAGGAAUAGUGAUACUCUCCGUAGUCGGCAUAGUCCUCGAAGAAGUCGAGUCGAAGAUCAUCCCGAUCAAUCCUACCAUAAUUCGCGUGAUGCGAGUUCUACGAAUCGCUAGAGUUCUAAAGUUACUAAAGAUGGCGAAAGGAAUACGAGCCCUAUUAGACACGGUGAUGCAGGCGUUACCUCAGGUCGGAAACUUGGGUCUACUAUUUUUUCUGCUUUUCUUCAUAUUCGCUGCCCUGGGUGUGGAACUGUUUGGUCGUUUAGAAUGCAACGACGAAAUGCCCUGUCAAGGACUCGGCGAACACGCACACUUCAGUAACUUCGGAAUGGCGUUUUUGACACUUUUUCGGGUAGCCACCGGCGAUAAUUGGAACGGGAUCAUGAAGGACACUUUGAGGGACGAUUGCGACGAGGCGGCGGACUGCGUGAAGAAUUGUUGCGUGAGCACCAUCAUAGCCCCUAUAUUUUUCGUAAUUUUUGUGCUGAUGGCACAGUUCGUUCUCGUGAACGUCGUCGUUGCUGUGCUUAUGAAACACCUCGAGGAGAGCCAUAAACAGAUGGAGGAUGAACUCGACAUGGAAACCCAGUUAGAAAGAGAACUAGCCGCGGAGCAAGAAGAAUUAUUGGAAGUAGAAGAGGAAGAGGAAGAGGACGAGACGGUGAAACGUGAAAGAACAAGCGAUGGCGGUGCAGAGGAAGAUGACGACGCGAGAGAACGCGAGUCAAUUUUAGUGACAAACGUGAAGAUAUCCACUAGCAGACCCGGUCUCGCAAAAGUUCGUUCCUUACCUGCGAAUUUUAUUUAUAAUCCGCCACGAAAGGGGAGCGCGGAUGAUGGAACAAUAUCUGCGUCACUGUCGCGUCGCAGCUCGUAUCAUCGUUCCAAUUCAAGACCGUCCAAGUUCAAAUCAAAACGUCGACAAACGUUUCAUUCGGGGCAUCAUCAACAGAGGUCCUUACUGCCGAUGCAUUUUGAGGUUGUCGAAGUUUUCGAGAAGUCUAUGAGCAAUCUAAGCGUGCCUCGAAUUAUUUCUCAACGGAAUUACGAUGCAGUGAAUCGUGACACCAAUCACGCCCAACGCAAAAGGCUACAGGCAACCAGCGACGUGCUCGAGAACAAGUCGCUGUUGAGCGUGAAGAAGCCACCAGCAAGUUCUUCUUCCCCGGUGACACCGACCGGGUCGGUAACCACCCUGACCUGUCCCAAACCGAGCAGCGAACGUUAUCUUUUACCAACGGCUAACAUAUACCCGUCCAAGGCAACGUUAUGCCGCAGGGCAUCCAGCGACACGCAAUCGCAGUCCGACACGAACGUGAGCGUCGCCAGCAACGUUUCGAGAGCCCCGAGCGUGGUGAACAGUUACGCCGAGAGCGAAAUAACGAAGAGACCCGAAGAAACAAGGAUCAGAAACGAGAGACGGGUAUCCGCGCCACCGAUGGACGAUCUCGACGUGCAAUCCAUCAUUAACGAAAGGAGACCGUCCAAGCUGAAGAGCGGCAGUUCGACGGGGAUGUCGAGCAGCGAUCAGUACGGUUCGUCGGUUCAGAUCGGUAGUUACGGGCACGUUUUAGUGGCUGAGGACAAGUCCGAGGAGAUGUCGUCUAGCGACACUCUGGUCAAAAGCGGGAGCGGAAGUAGUGCCGUGGUGCACAUACCCGACACCAUCGACUCAGACGUUAGGAUAUACGUGGACGACACGGAUUCCACGAGCAGCAACGGCCAUCGCAAAAAACGAAACGACGAAGCGGCGGAAUCGUCGACCGCCAUUUCCCCGGCGACCGCGGUACAAGAUGGCGCCGACGGGACGCGCGAAACGGAGGAGAAAGCCUCCACGACUCCGUCGGAUCCCUCUUAAUCCAGAAGCGAUCGAAGCUUCGUUCACCAACAGAAGUAUUGAUUUCCGUGCAAUUCGCUAGCCAAUGCCAUGGUAUCCACGGCGAUGUACCAUGGAGUGUGCUGCUACGAGGGUUCAAUAUUGGGCUCUAAGAAAGACUGUAGUGCAUGACAAUAUAGUCGUUAUAUUCUAGUCACUUCGCCGCCGUGAACUUGCCAAAAUGGAAGGAAAGGGCCGAUUAUGGCUAGAAAGUAGGGAGACGAUGAUGCGCUCUCGAGUUAGCAGAGUAAUAAUUAACAAGUAAAUUUAAUUACGUGAACGGCCCUGCGCCGUCACGGGGGGCGCGGUAAAAGUAUAACGCGGUUAAAAAUAAAAAAAACCUAUGACAAUCUAUUAUUGCCAUCGGAACCUCGCGUUCCGUUAAAACAAAAAAAAGCGUCGUGGAAGUCGAUUCGUAGGAAUUGGUAGAACGGAAGAACGACGUAGUCUGCGUCGAUAAUUAGGGGAUUCAGUAGGUCUUAGAUAAGAGAUGAUUUUCGCUGGAUUUCUGAACUGUCACUUUCGAUUUAACUGACGUGAUAGCUGUAUUUUGCAAAGAGAAUUUGCAAAGGACACAAUUUGAUGAAAGUCUUUAGCGUCAUUUCCUACGUUACCGACGUGCCGCAUGCCAGUAUGGCCGUCAAAGUAUUACUGCAUAAUUUUGAUAGCACUAUGAAUUUUUAUGUUAUGUAUGACGCAGAUUAUACUUGGUUAUGUUGUACAAGUGUACAGAGGUUUAAAAAAGGAUUCAAUUAGGCGAAUUGUCCUCAGCAUAAUAUUAGAGGCUGUAUCGUUAUAGAGGACACAGUUUGAAAAAUCUUAGAUAUUAUAUCAGUUUUCUUAUCAAAUUUUGUAUCAUAAUAAAAGUAUGACUUUUUUAAAAUGACAGAGUGUCGGUAAGGUAGGGACUGAUAUAAAAAUGGUAACAAAAUUUGAGAACACUAAAAUCAGGUAUAAAUUUUUCUCUGCAAAAUGAAGAUAUCGUGUUAGGGAAAUUGAAGGUAACAGGGAAGUGCAGCCGAAAUUCUAUGCGUCAACUGCAAUCAAUCGGACCACACUUUCUCGCCUUUCCUUUUUCUUCAGCUCGACGAUGUACACAUUGUAAACACACACGUGUCGUUCGCAGGAAAGUUUCGAGAGCCGCGGUGGGUCGUGGUAGCUCUCUAAAGAGGAACGUGCCAAACGAUGCGAAAAAAAGGUUAAUUACCGAAGUGCCAGAAAAUCUAGAUAAAACUUUCGGAGAUAAAAAAAAAACGUAGCUGUAGUCUUCGCAGUGAUUGCGGAACAAAGAACAAAAUGGUCGACACUAGACGUAAGAGCUUCGGGGCCGAUCGGACGGUUCGAAUGAUCGAACGUAUAUUGUUACGAUCGGGCUAAAAGUAAUAAAUAUAGCCGGUUUAUAGACUAGUCGAUUAACGAUACGGUAUUUUUGUCACCUCUUUCUCGACUCUAGCUCGGAGCUUCAAGUAAAUACGAUUAGGGACUUAAGACUAAUCCGACGUUGUGAUAAUCUUUAAUACAAAUUGAAACUCGUACAAUCGUAUCUCUCUAUGUCAAUUGGUUUCACUCGACUCGAGUUCUCCCGGAAAGCUAUGUCGAGCCAGCUGCUGUGUACUUCCGAAUGAUCCUGCGGCGACCAACGAUCCUCUAAAACGGCUAGGAGCUAACCUAACAUCCUCCUCGUUUCUCUUCGUUAUUCUCUGUCCCUAUCUCUGUCUCUCUCUUUCUCGCGCGCGCGUUCUAGAACGUUCUUCUCGUUAACAUCUGUGAUAUACUUUAAUCGUAGUAUAUUUCCUAUAAAAAAAAAUACGGCAACAACAACAAACAAAACAUCUAAGGAAACAGCGACGACAAGCAAGAGAUAUAAAAAAAAUAACAGUUAGGAAAAAAAGAGGUAGUAGCUGACUUUUUAAUAAAAAAACUGACAAAAAAACGAAGACAUGUGUGAGGCUCUGAGUAUAGUGAAAAGCAACAAAUAUAUACACGUAUAUAUACAUAAAUAUAUAUAUAUAUAUAUAUAUAUAAAUAGAAAACUCUACUGUACAUACAUACACUUAUGAAUAUUCUAUACUAUACACUCGGUGUGGUUUAUUUUGAUACUACCGCGUGCGGUAAUAUUUAAUGAUUGUCGAGGAUAAGUUCAACAUACUGAAAUGAUGAAAUGUUAACAUGUUAACGAUUCUAUGCCUUCUGACGUUGACGAACGUUGACGAACCUUCGUGCGGUUGUGGUGCCCGCACUUUGAGCGGUGUAUGCCCGCGGGCGUAGGAUACUUCUGGACGGGGGAGAAUUGCUGGAGUAAUUUGGGGAAUUUCACAUUUCUAAAUUCUUAAGUUCCUACAUUCUCAAA